GCUUCAACCGCGCGUGACAACUUUUGCAAAUAAACGUGGAAUCCGUAUUGAUAGUAAAUUAAGAACGUAUUUAUUGUCGAAAAGGUAUCACUCCAGAGGUGCGCUUCAGACUAUUGCAUACCAAAAUUUCAAAAACUUCUCAACUAAAAAAUCUCGAUAUGAAGAUUACUGAAUAUCUUUGUUGUAUGCUGGCUUGCAUGUCUCUACUGCAGAUGGUAAAUACUGAAGUUUCGAAAGAAAAGUUCGAACGACAGCUUCUAGACGCCCUUAUGAUGGAGAAUACAAUGAAGCCAAAGAGACCGUUUUGCAAUGCUUUUACGGGAUGUGGCAGAUAUGUUUCAGAAGAAAAAAGAGAAGAAAAGAAAGAACCACGUAUUUCUACGUUGCUUCAUUUACUCAGAACACUCCUGAAUACCUCUAAGCAAAACACUUGGAACACAAUUGAUCGUGAGAAUUAUCAAUUGCAACAGAUGCCACAAGUUUAUGUCUCGAAUCGAAUGCCUCUACGUGACAGACAGGAAAGUUAAUUUUGACGAAUACAACUUGACGUUCGAGUGUCGCCAGUAUUUCUCUAACACAAA
Camponotus floridanus (Florida carpenter ant) is the source of this 581-nucleotide messenger RNA. Its product is annotated as cardioactive peptide-like. The transcript has 4 exons. NCBI's taxonomy places the organism in Eukaryota, Metazoa, Arthropoda, Insecta, Hymenoptera, Formicidae. Bases 159 to 527 code for a protein of 122 amino acids. The record is from RefSeq and is a predicted model, not a curated record.